Schistocerca gregaria is the source of this 660-nucleotide messenger RNA. RefSeq lists its product as uncharacterized. The record is from RefSeq and is a predicted model, not a curated record. The transcript has 3 exons. Bases 1 to 660 code for a protein of 219 amino acids. Lineage: Eukaryota; Metazoa; Arthropoda; Insecta; Orthoptera; Acrididae.
AUGAGCUGCGGCAGGGCGCGCGUUCUGCUGGCGGUAGCGCUGCUGUCCGUGCGUCUCUGCCGGGCCCGGUCGGAGGACGCAGACUCCAGCACAGAAGACGAUGCGGCGCCGCCGUCGUACGCCGACGGCCCCGAGCCGUUCCUGCAGCUGCCCGGCGCGACGGCGACAGGUGCUGCGCUGUACGGCGGCUGCGGGGGUGGCAAGUGCGGCGGGGGCGGUGGCGGUGGCGGGGGCGGUGGGGAGCGCGGUGGCCGCUUCCUGGGCCUGCUGGCCGGCCUCAAGCUGGGCGGCAGCGACGCGGCGGGCAGCCUCGCCGCCUCCAACAGCUUCUCCUGGUUCGGCAAGCCCAUCAACUACGCGCUGUCGCUCUCCUACGGCAACCCGCAGCCCACGGGGCCCACAGGGCCGACGGCGCCCACCAACCCUACCAACCCCACAGGAACCGGCACCGGGACUGGAACCGGAACCGGAACCGGAACCGGAACCGGCACAGGCACAGGCACCGGCAGCGGCACCAGUCGCAAGAAGCCGUCCAGGAAGAGCAGGCGCCAGCCGCGGAGGACGGCGCUGCCGUCGGACCAGCUGCGCGAACAGCGCCGCCUCUUCCUCGACCAGCAUAACGCCAGGGUCGCCGCCAUGAACGCCCGCCUGCACGGCUGA